AGAGCUGUCUGGGGUGAGGCCGAUAUAUAACGACGGAUUCUUCCACUACUCGCACCUAAAAUAGAGCAGAAUUGUUUUCUCGGUGCAUAUACUACAGAAUAAAACGGUAGUUAAGUCUUAUGUAGAACUGAAGUUUUCCAAUGGUUGGAAAUUUUUGUCAAUAACUGAUAUUCUUGAUUAGUGAUGUUCUUCUAUCUGCUUCUUUCUUCUUUCUCGUCCGGUACGGUACCUUGUUAGAUGACCUACUUAGGUGACCUUGAUAGGCGCUUUCACAGGUUUAUAGAGUUGACGCGUCAUACAAAACCCUUCUGUUACCUUAGUGACAUUUUAGGAGAGUAAAACGAAAUCAAAGGUUUCGUGUCUUUUCGUUUUCUAAUUUCUAAGCGCUGGUUUUUUUUUUUUUUUUUUUUUUUUUUUUUUUUUUUUUUGUUGUGUAGACGUAGCAACCAUGGCUCUGAAGGAUAUUGUUGCCUUAUCAUUGGUGAUUGUCCUAGCGAUGGCAGACAGUGACCCGAGGGCAGCGUUUUGCCAGGAUAAGUGCGAUGAUUUUGAGGCGCUGGAGAGACGGUGCAUAGAAGAAAAGGGUAGGUCAUAAAAAAAGUUUGUUUUCUCCUCUUACCUGUUUGCAUUUCGUAAUCAUUGGCGUAGGUAGGGGGAGGUAGUGGCACUUUUUAAAUAUUGAAUAUGGAUUUUUUUUUUUUUAGCCAACUGGGGAGAUUUUUACUGGAAGCGGGGGUGGCAAAAAUCUUGGGGCGCGCUUGACGGCACUUGUGAACGGGAAAAAAAGUCACGGGGAGAAAAAAAUCAAAAAGUAGUAAGCGAUUGCGCAGAGAUUAAACUCUCGCCAAAAAGAGUUUUCAUUUGAUUCCUAUCUCUGAUCUCCCCGACACAUCACACAUAAUAAAGGAAACAGAGGAAUGCACUUUGAAAAUAGUUUAGCUGUGACACUACCCAGACAAAACAUCAAUGACAUCAAUGUGGUCAAUGCAGCGUUGGGCAGAAAGGUUUUUUUUAAAAUCCAUUUGUUACCAAAUCUUGUCAGAAUUUAAUGUGUGCUGCUCCGACUGUUCGCAUAAAAAUAAUUUUAAAUGAUUUUUUUAAAAACUAUUUUUUUUACAUUCAAUCUUAUCUAUUAAUCUAUUUAAGUGAUACUCAUAAAAGCAUAUACAAAAUAAAUAAUUGUGUAAAUGCGUCUGAUUUUCAUACUUUGUUAUUUCCUUCCAAUCACUUUUCUCCCUGUGAAUUUUGGUUCCAUUUACUGGUAUUUUAUUUUACCAUAAACAUUUACUUACAUAGACUGACUAAUAAAAUUACGGUUCACAAAAAGUUUUUCUGUGACCUGUUUAGCGACUUUUUUCCUGUGACUUUUUUCUGCGUCUGUUUUCCCUGUGACUAUUUUUCUGUGUCUGUUUUUCCGGUGACUGUUUUUCCCACAGUCGAUGGCACCAACCCUUGCUACGUCCCUGGCUUUAGCCCUUGGCUACCAUGAGAUAUGAAAUUGUAAAUCAUUGUCAAUGAUCAAAGAUAUCAUCGUUGAGUUUUGUCUGACGUAGUACCCCAGUUGCACAGAGCAACAUAGAAAACUCACACUCAAAAAGAGAGGAGUCAAAUAUAUAAGUUCAUGUUUUAAUGUGAAGUAAAUAAAUAUGUUUAGUAUUGAAAAACAAGACAUAACAAAGAAAUGCCUUCUUCGGCAGAUAAUACAAAAUAAUAAGUAACAAUUUUAAAAAAAAAAUUAAAUAGGCCUACUUCAGUGUUCACACAUCACAAUGUAUUUCUUCUUCUCUUAAAUCAAUCAAAUUCUUUCUUACUAGUGGUCCUCAAUUUCUCUCCGAUUCUUAUUCUCUUUUUUUUUUUUUUUUGGUAGUUUAAAAUAUUACAUUUACAUUAAAAAUACUUAAAUUUUUUACCUUAACGGUACGCUCCACAGAAUUAUGUGACAGGAAGGUUUAGGUUCUUGAACAACGUCACUUCCGUUUUUAUAGUAUAAAUCAAUCAAAUUCUUUCUUACUAGUGGUCCUCAAUUUCUCUCCGAUUCUUAUUCUCUUUUUUUUUUUUUUUUUGGUAGUUUAAAAUAUUACAUUUACAUUAAAAAUACUUAAAUCUUUUACCUUAACGGUACGCUCCACAGAAUUAUGUGACAGGAAGGUUUAGGUUCUUGAACAACGUCACUUCCGUUUUUAUAGUAAUUAUAUAUAGCGCGCCUUUUUGUUUCUACACUAAGACCGAGGCAGCUACAUUGUAGAAUUAAAGUUUUUAGUGUUAAAAGAAACGUCCUUUGAAUUUUGCAGUCCUUUUUUUUUCUCUGUUUCCAAGCCAAAACAUAUCGUGUUCCAUUAUUAUAUUAUUGACUUCACGCAGCUUGAACGCAGGCAGUCCACCAUAUGUCAUGUUAUCCUUUUAAAUGUGAAUACACCUGAACAAAAAUCCUAUCAGUAUUAGAAAUAAUUUGUUGAUAAAUUAUAGACACCGAAGGAAAUAACGGAUGGAAAUGUAUUUGACCGGCGAGUUGUUGGAAAAGUUAACUCAUGGGGGGGGGAGGGGGGGAGCUUGAGGGGGUUGGAGGUUUAAAGGGAGCAGGUGGGAUUUAGGGGAUAAGGGAACGUUUCAUGAAGGCUGGAAGAUGGUUUAUUGAUACUAAUGUGUAGCAUUGUUAGCUUUUUCCAUACACAUUUUUAAUAUUAGGCCUAUAGGUCAAAUUGUACAUACUUUAUGCUAAUCAUUGGGUCACCCUCUUUGUAACCUACAGACUGCUAUGAGUCGGGUUUCAAUGACGACACAGUCACGUGCCUGGAAGAAUGCUGGCCUGUUGCCGCCCCGUGUCGGAAAGCGUGCUUUGAUUCGUUCGACACGUGCGGUGACCAGUGUCCAACCUACGGGAACAGCUGUUUUGAAGAUUGCUUCCAAAAAACGUUCACUGCCCUGAGACCGGAACUACCAGAUCGAUGGUGACGGACACAGGGAAGCGUGUGGUUCCCCGCAGUUAAAACGAAAAUAACGAAUCCAUUUUAUUUUGAGUAUUUCGUUUAAAACGUGUCACUUUAUUCAGAAGGGGAAUAAACCUUUAAGCACGAUUGCGUACAUAUUUUUUGGUCGAUGGUUCUCAGACAAUACAAAUAGCCCAAUUUGAUUUUGUUGUAAAAUCUCUGUCCUUCUUGCGUUCGACAACAAAAUAUGAUUAAAAUAAUUACAGUCGUGUAUCAAUCAAAUGAUUAUCUUUAUGCAUCAAAUAAAAUUUAAAUGUGUCAUUUUGUUUAGAAAUGAAAAUUAAUUGUGUUUAGUUUCUUUAUAUUCUGUUUUUUUUUUCCACCCUCAAUAAAUUUUAUUAGUGAUGGCAUUUUUUGUGUUUAAAGAUUAACGAUCAGUCUGAGGCAGGGGUCGGCAAAUCGUGGUGUGCCCUGUCGGCCACAAAUCGGUUUUGACUCCG
Molecule: messenger RNA, 3427 nt
Organism: Lymnaea stagnalis (great pond snail)
Lineage: Eukaryota; Metazoa; Mollusca; Gastropoda; Lymnaeidae
Source: the annotation of a GenBank genome assembly